AUGGAGUGCCAGAAAAUUCUCAAUUUUGGAAACCAGCUCCUUCGCCGGAAAAAUGUGGACUGCACUCGGGAAGACAGCCGGCUCUCGCGGUGCCUCAACACGUUUGACUUGGUGGCCUUGGGCGUCGGCAGCACGUUGGGUGCAGGCGUCUACGUCCUGGCCGGGGCCGUGGCACGGGAAAAUGCGGGGCCUGCCAUCGUGAUCUCCUUCUUGAUCGCUGCCUUGGCUUCUGUGCUGGCCGGGCUCUGCUACGGAGAAUUCGGUGCCCGGGUUCCCAAGACAGGAUCAGCUUAUCUGUACAGCUACGUGACCGUGGGCGAGCUGUGGGCCUUCAUUACGGGGUGGAAUUUAAUCCUCUCCUACGUUAUCGGGACCUCCAGCGUGGCCAGAGCCUGGAGCGCGACGUUCGAUGAAAUCAUCGGCCAGCACAUUGAGGAAUUCUGUAGGAAAUACAUGACGAUGGAUGCUCCGGGAGUGCUAGCCAAAUACCCAGACAUCUUCGCUGUGGUGAUCAUCAUCAUCUUAACAGGGCUUUUAAUUUUUGGUGUGAAAGAAUCUGCCCUGGUGAACAAAGUGUUCACCUGCAUCAACAUCCUCGUCCUUGGCUUCGUCAUGGUCUCUGGCUUUGUGAAAGGAUCGCUUAAAAACUGGCAGCUGACCGAAGAGGACAUUUACAACACCAGCCAUGGCAUUUUCUGGGACAAUCAUACCCAGGGAGAAAAGCUCUAUGGUGUUGGAGGGUUUAUGCCCUAUGGAUUGAAAGGAGUCCUCUCAGGGGCAGCCACGUGCUUUUAUGCUUUCGUUGGAUUUGACUGUAUUGCUACGACAGGUGAGGAGGUUAAAAACCCCCAGAAGGCCAUUCCCAUCGGCAUCGUGGCGUCUCUGCUCAUCUGCUUCGUGGCUUAUUUUGGCGUGUCAGCUGCCCUGACGCUCAUGAUGCCUUACUACCAGCUGGAUACCAACAGCCCUUUACCCAACGCCUUUAAAUAUGUGGGUUGGGAUGGAGCCAAUUAUGCGGUAGCGGUCGGUUCCUUGUGUGCACUUUCUACGAGUCUCCUUGGCUCCAUGUUUCCAAUGCCUCGAAUAAUUUAUGCUAUGGCAGAAGAUGGACUUCUCUUUAAAUUUUUGGCCAAAGUCAAUGAGAAGAGAAAAACUCCAAUAAUUGCAACGGUGACGUCAGGAGCCAUUGCAGCUGUUAUGGCUUUUCUCUUCGACCUGAAAGAUCUCGUGGAUCUCAUGUCUAUCGGGACCCUCCUGGCUUACUCCUUGGUGGCAGCCUGCGUACUGGUGUUGAGGUAUCAGCCAGAGCAACCUAAUUUGGCUUACCAGAUGGCUCGAACAACAGAGGAGACAGAUAACAAUGAGUCUGUGAGCACCAGCGAGUCGCAGGCUGGGUUUCUGCCAGAGGAAGAGGAGAAAUGUUCCCUCAAAGCCAUACUGUGUCCCCCAAAUUCAGACCCUUCCAAAUUCUCCGGCUCGGUGGUGAACGUCUCGACCUUCAUCAUCGGUUUCCUUAUUGUGGGCAGCUGUAUCUUGACCGCCCUCGAGCCAACCAUUCUGAUAAAGGCCGUGUGGAUUAUUGCUGCAAUACUGGUUCUCGUUGUCAGCUUCGUUAUAUGGAAACAGCCCGAAAGCAAGACCAAGCUUUCCUUUAAGGUACCCCUUCUGCCCCUCCUUCCUAUUGUGAGUAUUUUUGUGAAUGUUUACCUCAUGAUGCAGCUAGACCUAGGCACGUGGAUACGAUUUGCAGUCUGGAUGCUCAUAGGCUUUAUCAUCUACUUCACCUAUGGAAUCUGGCACAGCGUGGAAGCCACGUACGCAGCCUCGGCGGACGCGGAGAGAAGCACGGAGGCUGGCUCGGACAGCUGCAAAUGACUGCGCGCUGGGCUCACGGGCACCUGGGGAACCGCUGCAGCCGAGGCAGCUGUGCCAGGGGGGUCCCGAGGCGUUGCCCCCGGUUAAUCAGUAAUGCAGAAACCAGGAAGCAUAACGUGGGAAUCCCCGGCCCUGUUGCUGCAGCUUGCAGUUUGCUUCGUAGCGCAGUUAAAAGGGAUGGCAAGGAAAAAAGCCGCACCUCUGGCAUGCUCCCGACAGCACUGUCAGCUAACCCGGGGCUAUGCGCUUCCCCUCCUCCCUCUCCUGUUUUUUUAUUUUUUAUUAUUUUUUAUUAUUUUUUAGUGUGUGUAGAAAGAAAAUGGCUUCUGUGUGCCAGUUAACCUUAAAUGCUGCUAUGAAACCAGGCCUCCCGAAGGCCCUCCUUUCAGUAGCCCUGGGAAUUACCUCCCCCCAGAUACUCUACCUGAUCAUACACGGAGCAGAUCCGCAUUGCUACUGUCGUGCUUAGACCAGAUCGUUACUUCACCUGAUGCCAGCUGUACCACUUGUGUACGCACAAAAAAACAAAAAGGCUCUUGCCAAACACAAGCUUUCACCUGGUUAAGAAAGCACCCGCAAGAUUUACGUUCUUUAGAAGUAUUGGGUUUCAUAGUUUUUACUGUAUUUAACUUUUUUUUUAACUCAGUAUUCGUAUGCUUUACAGCGCACCACUUCUGUGGGAUGUUGGGAGGGUUUCUGGUUGCUGCUUGCUGGGUGAGUGGUCAUUUACCAGCGUGCAGAUAAUGCAGACGGAUGUUCCUGAUAACUAUGUGCUCGGCAGAGGGAUUUCCAGGUUUUGGCAUAAAACCAGCUGGUGCAAAUACUUGAAUGGCUUUAAUAGCA
Messenger RNA from Oxyura jamaicensis (ruddy duck), 2718 nucleotides. RefSeq names its product solute carrier family 7 member 1 (gene SLC7A1). Bases 1 to 1875 code for a protein of 624 amino acids. Gene Ontology annotation, cellular component: plasma membrane. Gene Ontology annotation, biological process: amino acid transport; transmembrane transport. Gene Ontology annotation, molecular function: amino acid transmembrane transporter activity. The transcript is spliced from 11 exons. The record is from RefSeq and is a predicted model, not a curated record. NCBI's taxonomy places the organism in Eukaryota, Metazoa, Chordata, Aves, Anseriformes, Anatidae.